AUGAGAAAGCCCUUGAAACAGUAUUUGUCAAACAUGUGGAUAGUGGAAGUACUUUUGAUGAAAGACCAUGAAACCAACACAUCAAAAGGAUUUGCUUUUGUCACCUUUGAAAGCCCAGCAAAUGCAAAGGAUGCAGCCAGAGACAUGAAUGGGAAGUCUCUAGAUGGAAAAGCCAUCAAGGUGGAACAAACCACUAAACCAUCAUUUGAAAGUGGUAGACAUGGACCACCCCCACCUCCAGGAAGCAGAGGCCCUCCGAGAGGUCUUAGAGGUGGAAGAGGAGGAAGUAGAGGAACCAGGGGACCUCCUUCCAGUGGAGGGCACAUGGAUGAUGGUGGCUAUUCCAUGAAUUUUAACAUGAGUUCUUCCAGGGGACCACUUCCAGUAAAAAGAAGGCCACAAAGUUGGGGUCCUCCUCCUAAAAGAUCAGCCCCUUCAGGACCAGUUUGCAGCAGAAAGAUGUUUAUUUGUCCCCAAGAGAUGAUGUAUAUUCUACAAAAGACAGCUAUUCAAGCAGAGAUUAUCCAAGUUCUCGUGAUACAAGAGAUUAUACUCACCAUGAUUAUGGUCAUUCAAGUUCUUAUACUGACUACCCAUCAAGAGGCUAUAGUGACAGAGAUGGUUAUGUUCGUGAUCAUGAUUAUUCAGAUCAUCCAAGUGGAGGUUCCUACAGAGCUUCAUAUGAGAGUUAUGGUAACUCACGUAGUGCUCCACCUACAUGAGGGCCCCCGCCAUCUCGUGGUGAAAGCACGACUGCUUACAACAUUUCAUGGGAUGGAUAUGGUGGAAGUUGAGACAGUUAUUCAAGCAGCCGAAGUGAUCUCUACUCAAGUGGUUGUGAUCAGGUUGGCAGACAAGAAAGAGGGCUUCCCCUUUCUGUGGAAAGGGGGUACCAUCCUCCACGUGAUUCCUAUAGCAGUUCAAGCUGCAGAGCACCAAGAGGUGGUGGCUGUGGAGGAAGCAGAUCUGGUAGAGGAGGAGGCAGAAACAGAUACUAGAAACAAACAAAACUUUGCACCAAAAUCCCUGUUCAAAGAAACAAAGUGGAAACUAUUCUAUCAUUAACUAC
This is a messenger RNA of Tupaia belangeri chinensis (Chinese tree shrew), 1069 nucleotides long. RefSeq lists its product as uncharacterized. Gene Ontology annotation, molecular function: RNA binding. NCBI's taxonomy places the organism in Eukaryota, Metazoa, Chordata, Mammalia, Scandentia, Tupaiidae. The record is from RefSeq and is a predicted model, not a curated record.